Athalia rosae (coleseed sawfly) is the source of this 1212-nucleotide messenger RNA. Its product is annotated as epimerase family protein SDR39U1. Lineage: Eukaryota; Metazoa; Arthropoda; Insecta; Hymenoptera; Athaliidae. The record is from RefSeq and is a predicted model, not a curated record. The transcript is spliced from 6 exons. The coding region runs from base 138 to 1028 and encodes 296 amino acids.
GCUUCGAUACGGGCAACUACGGGGUACUUAAGGUUGUAGUUGUGUUGUGAUAUUUCUACCUGCCCAUGUAACACCUGAACAAAGUAUCAAAACUGAACUGAAUUAAAAUUAAUUUCCAUAUUAACAGACACUACAGAAUGGCGGUGAAUCAUAUUGUGAUAGGUGGCGGAACAGGAUUUGUAGGGACAGCUCUAGUCAAUGCGUUUAGGCAGCGGGGUCUUUCUCCUAUAAUUGUCUCUCGGAUGCCUGGACCUUUUCGCAUAUCUUGGCAUGACUUGGAGCGUGAUGGUUUACCUAAAAAUACAACUGCGGUGAUAAAUGUGGCCGGUCAAAAUAUUCUGGAUGCUUCGCAAAGGUGGAGUUCCGGAUUCAAACAAAAUGUUUGGAAUAGCAGAGUCGAAACUACAAAAACUUUGGCAAAAGCAGUCGCUGCUUGUCCGCCUAAAGUAUUCGUCACAAUUUCAGGUGUCGCAUAUUAUCCACCGGAUAAAAAAGAGUACAAUGAGGAAAGUGUCUGCGAUAAAUACGACUUCUUAUCAGAACUAUGUCACGAAUGGGAAGCUGCAGCAAAACUACCAGAGGGUACAGAUGUACGACAAGUCACUAUUCGAUCAGGUGUUGUUCUUGGCAGAAACGGAGGUAUGAUCAAGCAGAUUUUCAUCCCAUUUUAUCUUGGGCUCGGGGGACCGCUCGCCAGUGGGAAACAGUACAUGCCUUGGAUACACAUAGACGAUACAACGAAUAUGUUCGUCCAUGCUGUGGAAAACAGUAACGUCUCUGGUAUAUUGAAUGGUGUUGCACCCCAGGUUGUGACUAAUGCCGAGUUCACAAAUGCUUUUGCUGCUGCUCUCUGGAGACCAGCUAAAAUACCAGUUCCUGAGUUUGCUUUGAACUUGUUAUUUAACAAGGAAAGAGCAAAGAUCAUGACUGAGGGACAAAAAGUCAGUCCGAAGCGUGUUCUGGAGUCAGGAUUCAAGUAUCAAUAUCCUACAAUCGAUUCAGCCUGUCGGGAUGUCGCCAAAUGGUGACUUCGUCGUUAGUCAGGAUUGACAGUCACCAGAUAAGUCUGACCUUAAAAUAGCUCAAUAUUCUGCACAACGGUUUUCAACGAUAGUCAGCUUUGUACUUAGGCACACAAAUUACCUGAACCGUUAACUUAUUAAACAGUAAUAUAUAUUUAAUGUUGCAAAUAUAAAUAUUACGAAAACGUGA